AUGGAGGAGGAGAUGCAGCCGGCAGAGGAGGGGCCCAGCGUCCCCAAAAUCUACAAGCAGCGCAGCCCCUACAGUGUCCUCAAGACCUUCCCGGGCAAGAGACCGGCUCUGGUCAAACGCUACGAGAGACCCACCCUGGUGGAGCUGCCGCACGUCCGGGCGCCCCCGCCGCCCCCGCCGCCCUUCGCGCCGCACGCCCCGGUCUCCAUCAGCAGCAGCGAGCCGCCGCCGCAGCAGCAGCAGCAGCAGUUCCAGGCGCAGGGCUCCUUCCCCGCGGGGCCCGGCCGGGCCGCCGCCUCGUCGUCGUCGCCGUCCUGCACGCCUGCCGCGUCCCAGGGCCACCUGAGGACUCCGGCGCCGCCGCCCGCCUCCCCCGCCGCCUCGUCGUCGUCGUCGUCGUCCUUCGCCGCCGUGGUCAGGUACGGCCCGGGCCCGGUGGCGGCAGUGGGAAGCGGCGGCGCGGGCAGCGACGGCGGCGGCAGCCUGGAGCUGAGCACAGAGAGUCGCAUGAUCCUGGAUGCCUUUGCCCAGCAGUGCAGCCGAGUUCUCAGCCUCCUAAAUUGUGGAGGGAAGCUCCUGGACUCCAACCAUCAUUCUCAAUCCAUGAUUUCUUGCGUAAAGCAGGAAGGCUCGAGUUACAGCGACAGGCAGGAGCAGUGCCACAUCGGGAAAGGAGUCCACAGCCAGACCUCAGACAAUGUAGACGUAGAAAUGCAAUAUAUGCAGAGGAAACAACAGACUUCGGCCUUCUUGAGGGUUUUCACUGACUCUCUACAAAAUUACUUGCUCUCGGGGAGCUUCCCGACUCCGAACACCUCCUCAGUCAGUGAGUACGGGCACCUGGCUGAUGUGGAUCCUCUGUCCACUUCCCCCGUGCAUACACUAGGCGGCUGGACCUCCCCGGCAACGUCAGAGUCCCAUGGCCACCCAUCCUCUUCCACACUGCCGGAAGAGGAGGAGGAGGAAGAAGAGGAAGGCUAUUGUCCCCGGUGCCAGGAGCUGGAACAGGAAGUUAUUUCCCUGCAACAAGAAAACGAAGAGCUGAGAAGGAAAUUAGAGAGUAUCCCAGUGCCCUGCCAGACUGUUUUAGAUUACUUGAAGACAGUCCUUCAGUACCACAACCAGCUAAUGAUACCACAGUCAGCUGAUCAGCCCACCGAGGGGAGCAAGCAGCUGCUGAACAACUAUCCAGUCUACAUAACAAGCAAGCAGUGGGACGAGGCGGUAAACUCUUCUAAGAAAGAUGGCAGACGGCUCCUUCGCUAUCUCAUCAGAUUUGUUUUCACAACCGAUGAGCUUAAGUACUCUUGCGGCCUUGGGAAAAGGAAAAGGUCAGUGCAGUCAGGAGAGACAGGUCCUGAAAGACGCCCUCUGGAUCCAGUUAAAGUAACAUGCCUUCGAGAAUUCAUUAGGAUGCACUGUACCUCCAACCCCGAUUGGUGGAUGCCCUCGGAGGAGCAGAUUAACAAAGUGUUCAGCGAUGCAGUGGGUCAUGCCCGACAGGGCCGGGCCGUGGGGACCUUCCUGCACAAUGGCGGCUCAUUCUACGACGGGAUAGAUCACCAGGCUUCGCAGGAUGAAGUCUUCAAUAAAAGCUCCCAGGAUGGGUCUGGGGAUUAG
Molecule: messenger RNA, 1620 nt
Organism: Elephantulus edwardii (Cape elephant shrew)
Lineage: Eukaryota; Metazoa; Chordata; Mammalia; Macroscelidea; Macroscelididae
Gene: BEND4
Product: BEN domain containing 4
Exons: 5
Coding region: 1-1620 (539 amino acids)
Molecular function (GO): DNA binding
Source: RefSeq, a predicted model, not a curated record